Rubroshorea leprosula is the source of this 685-nucleotide messenger RNA. The record is from the annotation of a GenBank genome assembly. Lineage: Eukaryota; Viridiplantae; Streptophyta; Magnoliopsida; Malvales; Dipterocarpaceae.
AAUGCAGGUUUGUACCGGUACAGGCUAGGGGAUGUUGUGAAGGUUACAGGCUUCCAUAACUCAACCCCGGAACUCAAAUUUGUCUGCAGAAGGAACCUCAUGCUCACAAUCAACAUUGACAAAAACACAGAGAAAGACUUACAGCUCGCAGUCGAAGCAGCUGCCAAGUUAAUAGCAGAAGAAAAACUAGAACUGGUUGAUUUCACGAGCCAUGUGGAUGUAACAACCGACCCUGGUCACUAUGUAAUCUUCUGGGAAGUUAGUAGCCAAGCAAGUGAGGCACUCCUGCAAGAAUGUUGCAAUUGUUUGGAUCGUUCUUUUGUGGAUGCCGGCUAUGUUAGCUCUCGCAAGGUGAAGGCCAUAGGGCCUCUAGAGCUCCGAGUUGUUCAGAGGGGAACCUUUCACAAGAUUCUAGAACAUUAUCUAGGACUAGGAGCUGCUGUUAGUCAGUUCAAGACACCUAGAUGUGUAGGUGCAACAAACAAUAUGGUGUUGCAAAUCUUGUGUAACAAUGUUGCACAGUGUUACUUCAGUACUGCUUUUGGCUAGAACAUGUGAGAAACAAAAAAAAAUCAAUUUUCUGAUGGUUUCUUCUUAGUAAUCGAAAAAGAUUCUCUUUUGUUGGCUUAAUUAUUUCUCCCAUGUUUUUCUUUUGUAAUAUUUGGAUGCCAUUCUUCAGUUUUAG